This is a messenger RNA of Lottia gigantea (owl limpet), 270 nucleotides long. RefSeq lists its product as hypothetical. The coding region runs from base 1 to 270 and encodes 89 amino acids. The transcript has a single exon. The record is from RefSeq and is a predicted model, not a curated record. NCBI's taxonomy places the organism in Eukaryota, Metazoa, Mollusca, Gastropoda, Lottiidae.
AUGGGGACUAGAGCAAAUCCUCAAUAUGAAAUGGGGACUAGAGCAAAUCCUCAAUAUGAAAUGAUGACUAUAGCAAAUUCUCAAUAUGAAAUGGGGACUAUAGCAAAUUCUCAAUAUGAAAUGAUGACUAUAGCAAAUUCUCAAAAUGAAAUGAUGACUUUAGCAAAUUCUCAAUAUGAAAUGAUGACUAUAGCAAAUUCUCAAUAUGAAAUGAUGACUUUAGCAAAUUCUCAAUAUGAAAUGGGGACUAAAGCAAAAACCUCAAUAUGA